Molecule: messenger RNA, 6726 nt
Organism: Rattus norvegicus (Norway rat)
Lineage: Eukaryota; Metazoa; Chordata; Mammalia; Rodentia; Muridae
Gene: Acap2
Product: ArfGAP with coiled-coil, ankyrin repeat and PH domains 2
Cellular component (GO): cytoplasm; endosome membrane; plasma membrane
Molecular function (GO): GTPase activator activity
Source: RefSeq, a predicted model, not a curated record
AGUUGGCUGUCGCAGUGGUCGUGCACCACCCGCGGGCGGUGCUGCCGGAAGCCCCUCCCGGGGCCGCGGCUCGGUGGCUGGCUGACCGCGGCUGUCACUCCCGGGCGUUUUCCCCGGGCCGGUGCUCAGCUGGGGCGGAGGAAGAGGCGGCCAGGGCCUGCCGAGCCGUUGCAGUCUUCGCGGCUGCUAUGCUCAGGGAGCGCAGCGCCCUCCGCAGCUCCGCGCAGCCCUAGAGGCAGCCGAGCGCCCGCCGACGCCGCCCGGAUCACCGGUGCCACCGCUACCCCGGUCCCGCAGCUCCCGUGGAUUCUCCGGCGCUGCUUGCGAGGCCAGACGGAGGCAAGAUGAAGAUGACGGUGGAUUUCGAGGAGUGUCUGAAGGACUCGCCCCGUUUCAGGGCUGCUUUGGAAGAAGUAGAAGGAGAUGUGGCUGAGCUGGAACUGAAACUGGACAAGCUGGUAAAACUUUGUAUCGCGAUGAUUGAUACCGGCAAAGCCUUUUGUGCCGCAAAUAAACAGUUCAUGAAUGGGAUCCGAGACCUGGCCCAGUAUUCUAGCAAUGACGCUGUGGUUGAGACGAGUUUGACCAAGUUUUCUGACAGUCUUCAGGAAAUGAUCAAUUUCCACACAAUUCUGUUUGACCAAACUCAGAGAUCAAUUAAGGCCCAGCUUCAGAACUUUGUCAAAGAAGAUCUUAGAAAAUUCAAAGAUGCCAAGAAACAAUUUGAAAAAGUCAGUGAAGAAAAGGAAAACGCUCUAGUAAAAAACGCCCAAGUUCAAAGAAACAAGCAGCACGAGGUUGAAGAGGCUGCAAACAUUCUCACGGCCACGCGGAAGUGCUUCCGGCACAUAGCGCUCGACUAUGUCCUGCAGAUUAACGUGCUUCAAUCAAAAAGGAGAUCGGAAAUCCUGAAAUCAAUGCUGUCCUUCAUGUAUGCACAUCUGGCCUUCUUCCAUCAAGGGUAUGACCUGUUCAGUGAGCUUGGGCCCUACAUGAAAGAUCUUGGCGCACAGUUGGAUCGACUGGUUGUGGAUGCAGCAAAGGAGAAAAGAGAAAUGGAGCAAAAACAUUCUACGAUCCAGCAGAAGGAUUUCUCCAGUGAUGAUUCCAAGUUAGAGUAUAACGUAGACGCUGCAAACGGCAUUGUCAUGGAAGGGUAUCUGUUCAAACGAGCCAGCAACGCCUUCAAAACGUGGAACAGGAAAAAGCCCGAUCACAUCAGACGCUGGUUCUCCAUACAGAACAAUCAGCUGGUUUACCAGAAAAAGUUUAAGGACAGCCCCACUGUGGUGGUGGAAGACCUCAGGCUCUGCACAGUGAAGCACUGUGAAGACAUCGAGCGACGGUUCUGCUUUGAGGUCGUCUCUCCCACAAAAAGUUGCAUGCUCCAAGCAGAUUCCGAAAAGCUUCGCCAGGCCUGGAUUAAGGCUGUUCAGACCAGUAUUGCAACUGCUUACAGAGAGAAAGGCGAUGAAUCAGAGAAACUGGAUAAGAAAUCGUCUCCAUCGACAGGAAGCCUAGAUUCUGGAAGUGAGUCUAAAGAGAAAUUACUGAAAGGAGAAAGUGCUCUGCAGCGUGUGCAGUGUAUCCCUGGCAACACCAGCUGCUGCGACUGUGGUCUCGCAGACCCCCGCUGGGCCAGCAUCAACCUGGGCAUUACCUUGUGUAUUGAGUGCUCUGGGAUUCAUCGGAGUCUCGGGGUUCAUUUUUCGAAAGUGAGAUCUUUAACUUUAGACACUUGGGAGCCUGAGCUCUUAAAGCUUAUGUGUGAACUGGGGAACGAUGUUAUAAAUCGUGUUUAUGAAGCUAAACUGGAAAAAAUGGGAGUAAAGAAACCACAGCCAGGACAAAGACAGGAGAAGGAGGCAUAUAUCAGAGCAAAAUAUGUGGAGAGGAAAUUCGUGGAUAAAUACUCUACAUUGCUGUCACCUUCCGAGCAGGAGAAAAGGAUCAUCUCCAAGAGCUGUGAGGACCAGAGACUGAGCCACACCAGAGUGUCUGUCCACACCCCAGUGGCUGCUGUAAAUAGCGACGAGGCCAGGCGGGAGUCUCUGUUCUGUCCUGAUGAGCUAGAUUCACUCUUCUCCUACUUUGAUACUUCUUCAAAACUGCGUAGUAUCAAAAGUAAUGACAGUGGGAUCCAGCAAUGCUCUGAUGAUGGACGGGAGUCUUUACCUUCCACCGUGUCAGCCAAUAGCUUAUACGAGCCCGAAGGAGAAAGGCAAGAAUCUUCUGUGUUUCUCGACUCUAAACAUCUUAAUCCAGGACUUCAGCUUUAUAGGGCUUCGUAUGAAAAAAACCUUCCCAAAAUGGCCGAGGCUUUGGCUCAUGGUGCAGAUGUGAACUGGGCUAAUUCAGAUGAAAACCAAGCAACACCACUCAUUCAGGCUGUAUUAGGGGGCUCUUUGGUGACAUGUGAGUUCCUGUUGCAGAAUGGUGCUAAUGUGAACCAAAGAGAUGUCCAAGGGCGGGGACCGCUGCACCACGCCACCGUCUUAGGACACACAGGGCAGGUAUGUUUAUUCCUAAAGCGAGGUGCCAAUCAACAUGCCACUGAUGAAGAGGGGAAGGACCCUCUGAGUAUAGCUGUGGAAGCAGCCAAUGCUGACAUAGUAACGCUGUUACGCUUAGCAAGAAUGAAUGAGGAAAUGCGGGAAUCCGAAGGACUUUAUGGACAGCCAGGUGAUGAAACUUACCAGGAUAUCUUCCGUGAUUUUUCUCAAAUGGCAUCCAAUAAUCCAGAGAAACUCAAUCGUUUCCAGCAAGAUUCACAGAAGUUCUGAUCCUUUUAAAAGGGGGAAACUAUGAAAUUUGGUGAAUUCUUAAUGUGUGCAACCAGAAACUCACACAUUUUUUACUACUUUAAUUCCACUUAGUUUUGGUAGGCAUUGAAUCGUUUGGAAAAAAAUGGUACCCAUUCAUUUUGGAUUUUUGUAAAUGAAAACACGAUCUCUCAUAACUGGGAAAGGGAGAAAUCCACUGUAGUUCCUCUUUGAUUUGAGAAGAGAAAAGCCUUUUUUUUUUUUUUUUAAACUGGGUUGCGCUUUUAUAUAAAGUUGUAUCCAGAUCUAAGCAUCUCUAAGUUCUGAGGUGCUACACUGGAGACCCCUCCAUCCUUUGCCAUGCAUGGUGGUACUCUGGUUCCCCUGGGAACAUUCAGUCAUUGUGUCUGCGUCAGGUGGAACCAGUUAUCUCACCUGCUUGGAGGAUGUGCUGUCCUCAUAAUCGUUGGUGGUUCAGAAGUAGGUCUGCGUGCUUUCUGGUAGCUUAGCCGUGGCACCCACAGUGUGCAGUGCAGUUGCCAUGACCAGUGGGUUCGCACCGUGUUUGUUCAGAGGUGUCAUUGUCCUCCAGGCCCCAGCAACACGGUUGCCGCGUGAGUAGACCACACUUCACUCUUUAGAUUUAUUUUGUCUCAUAGUGAAGAGAAGCUUUUACUGUUUUCUUUCUUCCAUCACCCAAAGAAUCCUAGCUCAGCUUCUGUUGUCAGGUUGACUUCCUGAAACCUUGACAGAUCAUCAGUGCAACAAAACCGGAUUUCAGAAAUUGACUAUUGCAAAAUCGGGCUUUCAUCCAAACACGGUGAUGUCAAAGAUAAUAUUUUAGGGCAUUUUUAUAUUUGGAAUUAAUCCAUUUUAAGAUACAUAUUUUUUAGUGUUACUCUUGGUGAAAGAAAAAUCUCCAUGUAAUGGAAGAGAAAGCUAAUUUUUUUCCUGUUUAUACUAAAACUUACCAGCAAUAAAGUCCUUUUAUUUUUUUCUACAUUUAUCUUGUGUACUAUACAACAGUAUACAUUCUUUUAAAUCGUAUCUUGUAUAUAGCUUUAGAAUUAAGUAAAAUAAGUCCUUUAGAGUUCCAAAAUUAUGCACAUGUGAGUUUGUCUGGUCCCAGCUCUGCUCGAUGUGUCUUGUCGAAGGACGGGAUGGAGUAACCGCCUUGUAGCUCAUUGCCAGCACUGUUGACUGCGCUUAACCCUUUACAAGGUAUUUGUAAGUAGCAUCAAUACUCAGUGUCACAGGAACAUUUUGAAAUGUAUGUAAAAUUAUAGUUAAUUAAGUAAACACUUUAACAUUUUCCCCACAGUAUAUAGAGCUUUAUUUUAAUUAAAUAUAAAAUCAAAUCUAAGGAGAGAUUCUAUUGAAAUAAAUUUGCCACCCAGAUAAGGUCCCCUGGUUCGGCCAACUUGCAAACAUGCAGUACUUAGUAAGCCAUCACACCAAGGCUAAGAAUCUGUUGUGAUUUGUUUCUGGGGAAAUGUAAACUCCCACAGGGUGAAAGGAUUUUGUCCUUGCUGUCUCACCUCAGGCUUUCAGGUCAUCUGGUCUUGUAGGCAUUUUGAUAAAGUAAAAGGACUGGUGUGUGAUAUUUUAAUUGGUAUGUAUUUUGAAAUUUAUUGUCCUAAAACAUGUUCAAGGAAGAGAAAUAGGCUAAGGAUAGGGAAGAAAGCCGGCUGCCUCUCCUCCACAGCGCCCCUUGGCCGCUCCUGGAGCUCCUGCCUUGUUUGUGAAGGUGCAGGUGGGGCUCCCUUUGGUUCCGCUGCUUGGGGCAGUUCCUCUGGACCCGCUGCCUUCCUGGCUGUGGCCCUCAGUAGUAUCUGCUGCCCUUUAAUGACUAGCGUGUUUUUUGAAAAGAAAAAAAAAAAAGCCUUAAAGAUUCAAGUGUAAUGCCUUAAAGAUUAUCAUGGUUCUGAAUAUCUUUAGAGUUCAGAUUCAGCUCCAUCAUUUAGUACUGUGGAAAGGCUGGCCACAAAACUGUAUUGCUGUGGCUUACUUCAUUGUCUCAAUGUACUGACAAACUGGCUGAGAGAAAGGGCUGGAGUGUAGCGAGGCUUUUAAUGGAGAGUUAUAAGGAGGCCGGCUGCCCCUUAGAGGAGUCGUGCUGUGCUCGCUAACAGCUUUCUGUGGUGUGUGGAGCAUUCCGAGCAUUAGAUGAGCGCACACGGUGCCGGCCAGACACCCAGCCUGCUCCUCCUGAUGCCCUGCUGUCUCUCCAGGACAGGCAUGCUGGUAAUGGUGUCAUUCUUCAUCAUUCUUAGUUCUUUUUCAUGCUCUCAUUGAUGUGAAAACUGGGUUACUGCCAGAACAGUAGAGGCGCUCUGAAGGGUUCCUAGGCACAACUUCAGUGUGGAUGUAGACAUCGGUGAUGGAGCUGAUGAGUUCACCAGGCUCCAUUGCAACCCAUGCUGAAGAUUCCUGAGAUUUCCAGCCCUCAAAAGUCAAUUCCAGCCCUGCAGUGUGCUUAGUUGAUUGAUGCUGGUGUCCACCGUAGUUUACUGAACUCUGGUACUUCCUUCCCCCAAAGUAACACAGCUUGCGACUUGUACGUUAGUACAGCAAAGGUGCAUUUUUGGGGAAAAAAUAUACACUCACACUUUACAGAAUUUUAAUUUGUGAUCAUGUUAGGAGUAUUUAAAAAUAAAAUUAUUUUUAUAUUAGAUAUGAUUAUAAGCCAAGCUGUGUUUAAAACUAAACUGCUACCCACUUUGAGUAAUUAGACAUUCCUAGGUUGCCCAUUUAAAUGAACUCUUUGUGUGGUUGCGAUUUGACCAUUAGCCAGGGCUGUGUGGUUUUUACAAUGAUGUCCUAUACCCAUAAGAACCGAGUUCAUUUCCUUGGACCCAGGGCUUCUGACACACAAAGUGAUUGAUGAAGCAAAGGGAGCCGUAAACCUCCCUUUGUACGCUUUAUGACUCAGCUGGGCUUUCACAUCACCCUUUCUCUCCUGGUGUCACGGGAGCACUUGGAGGACUUCUGAGACCAUGGUCGCUGUCAGCCUUGUCCAUGUCUCCAUUCCUAGGCAGCUGCUCUUGUUUUGCAGAGAUGGUCACUUGCUUUGCUAGUUGGAGGCUAAGCCGACCCGUGACAAGGUCUGACAUGUGCUUCAAAAGCAUGUGUGUGUGAAUGGAUCCAGUAUCACUGUAAAACAGGAGCUUUCCCUGUGUCUGACAGGAACUUGCAAUACUGUGGAGAACCUCCUUGUGAAGUUUAGAGGAACAGAUUGGAAUUUGAAAGCAUCAAUUGUAGAAAAGUCUACAUUUUUUACAAUGGAAAGCAUUAACAAAGGGAAGUCUUAGAAAGUUAAACUCACCACUCAUUACUUUUGUAAUGUUUUCUAAUGAGACCUAGGUUCUGCCUGGCAGAGUCCUGCCACCUCCGAGUGAUUGCUGUGGCGGGGGGGGGGGGGGGGGGGGGGGGGCCUCAUGUGCACAGAGAAAGAUUCAAUUGAAUACAAUUUUUCUUCGAGUUGGUCUUCCCACUAUUAUUUUCUAGUUCUGUCUCAUUCAUCAGCCUCAUUUUGGGUAUUAAUUAAUUCUUACAGGGAAAGCUUGCUGUGUUCCAAGGUUUUAGCACCAUUUUACACGAAGGCUAAAGGUUAGCUUUUAGAAAUGAUGGGCGCCUUUUAAAAUAGAUGUUUACUUGUGCUCUGUGAAGUUUCUGGAUCAUUCCGGUCGCCAAGGCUGAUCAUCUGUACUAUUUCAUGCUACCUGAGAAAGGAUUUUAAGAAUGUAUAACCAACACUCCAUUACUUUUUAUUAGUAUGUAGGGGAUUUGUAUCUAAUUCAUGAAUGUAGUUUUACUGUAGUUUGUCAUUGUAAAUGAAGCAAAGUACAUUAUCUUUAUAGUUAUUCUAAAAUGUACAUUAUGUAAGAAUUGUAAAUAUAUUGACUACUUUGUAUGCUGAAAAUUUACAAUAUUAAGUCAAUAAAAAUAUCUCACUUCUGGCACA